This is a messenger RNA of Corythoichthys intestinalis (scribbled pipefish), 6918 nucleotides long. RefSeq names its product inactive phospholipase C-like protein 2. NCBI's taxonomy places the organism in Eukaryota, Metazoa, Chordata, Actinopteri, Syngnathiformes, Syngnathidae. Gene Ontology annotation, molecular function: phosphatidylinositol-4,5-bisphosphate phospholipase C activity. The record is from RefSeq and is a predicted model, not a curated record. Bases 340 to 3792 code for a protein of 1150 amino acids. The transcript has 13 exons. Gene Ontology annotation, biological process: lipid metabolic process; release of sequestered calcium ion into cytosol; phosphatidylinositol-mediated signaling.
GUGAGAUGUCUGACCCUCAGGCCGAAUUCUACGUUGAGUCACCGUGACCUCGUAAGACUCAGAUGGACUUAGUCACACUCAACUAGUGGAAUCUCUAAAUUCGGAUGUCCCUCGGGGCAUGAAAAUGAGAAUUUGACCCCUAUGUUCAUUGUAAAAGGAUGAAGUCAAGUCUGUUGUGACGUCGCUUGACGCCUAAAAAGUUGUGCCAUGCCCACCCCGCGUGCAUGAAGAAGAAGGGAGGCGUUAAGAGGGAGGUCGGCAGAGAAGUUUCCUGCGCUCGUCAGCCAGCAACCUUCCCGUCCACCAUGGCGCGUUUCCACGCAUGUGCAGCCUGGGUGCAUGUCUCCUCGCCGAGGAACCUGUGAACCCAGCGUACGAGUCGCCAUGGCCGAAUUCGGCCAGAGAAAGCCCGUCGCUCCACCGGUUGCUGCCGCAGGAAGCCCAGAGACGCGCCGGGGAGAGGAGCCGGUGUCGAACGGGAACUGCAACCCGACAGACCCGGCGACGAGCCUCCAUCGGGAGUCCAGCUGUGAGUCCCCGACGUGGGAGGGCUCGGAUUCAGGCACUAAAUCAAUACCUCGACGCAGCAGCCUUAUUAAGGAUGGCUCCAGGGCGAGCAGAGACAGGAAGAAGACUGUGUCCUUUAGCAGCAGCCUAUCAGAAAAGAAGAUCAGCGGUGCGGCCGACUGUAUCCACAAAAUGGUGGAAGGAAGCGAGUUGAAGAAAGUGCGUCCCAAUUCUCGUGUAUAUCAACGUUACUACCUGCUAGACGCAGGCCUGCAAGCUUUGUGCUGGGAACCCUCCAAGAAGGAGUCUGACAAAGCCAGAAUUGCACUCGCCACUAUACGAGAGGUGAGGACGGGUCGUAACACAGAAAUAUUCCGCACCAGCGGCGUUUAUGAGCAGAUUUCAGAGGACUGCUCUUUCUCUAUCAUCUACGGAGAGCUGUACGAGAGCUUGGAUCUCGUCGCGCCCUCCAGGGAAGUGGCUAAUGUUUGGGUGACGGGCCUAAGGUAUCUGAUACAGCAUGGAAAAAACGCCUUGGACAUGCUUGCUAGCAGACAGCACAGACUUCGUGUAGGCUGGUUGGAGCAGCUCUUCUCAUCUGCUGAAUCGGAUAUUAACAAGGAUAUUGAACAAAGCAUUUGCUUGCAGUCUGCCGUUAAACUGAUCCAGACAGUGAAUCCAGGGGUGAGCAGCGGAAAAGUGGAACAUAGGUUUAAGGAGCUUCAGAGGGGUCGGGCUGAGCGUCUUUCUCUUAAUAAUGGAUUAGGAGCUAAAGACUCAUCCAAAGCCAAACCAAGACUGGGGUCGAACAACGAGAGGGUCACGCAACAGGAAUUCAAUGAGGUCUUUCAUGACUUUUGUACACGUCCGGAGAUUUACUUCCUCUUGGUGCAGUUCUCCAGCAACAAGGAAUUCCUGGACACCAAAGACUUGACGAAGUUCCUCGAAGCUGAGCAAGGUGUUGCUAAGGUAACAGAAGAAGACAGUCGACGGCUCAUUCAGUCUCACGAGCCAUCAGAAGAGGGUCGGCAGCUUGGCUACCUGUCGAUGGACGGCUUCAACAGUUACCUGAUGUCGCCUGAGUGCCACCUCUUUGAUAGGGAGCAUGACACUGUGUGUCAAGACAUGUCCCAGCCAUUGUCUCACUAUUUCAUCAACUCGUCUCACAACACCUACCUCAUUGAGGACCAGUAUAAAGGACCCUCUGACGUAUCCGGGUAUGUUCGAGCGCUGAAGAUGGGCUGUCGAUGCGUGGAGGUGGAUGUAUGGGACGGUCUGGAUGAAGAGCCGGUGGUGUGUACCGGCCACACACUGUGCCCUCCUCUUGUACUGCGUAAUGUUUUGGAAGCGAUCGCACGGUUUGCUUUUGUCGCAUCAGAAUAUCCAUUGAUCAUCUGUAUCGAGAACCACUGUUCACUUAGACAGCAGAAAGUUAUGACGCAACAUCUGGUGAAAAUACUUGGGGAUCAGCUAUUUACAAACCCUCCGGACAAGAAGGAGUUAUACCUUCCCUCGCCGCAAGCAUUGAGGCAUCAGAUCCUGCUGAAGGCAAAGAAGCUGAGGCCCGGUUGCAAAGCAGAAGACGGUGAAGUAAGUGAGGAGGAUGAAGGCGCUGAGAUGUGUCCGAGGAUGAAGACGGCAAACAAUGGUGGGGCGGCACCUGCGGACAGUUCAAAAGGAACUCCGGAGAAACAAGGAAAUUUAACAACUGCUAGCCAGUGUAGAUCUCCUCAUGUUGCCCGCAAAAAAUUCCAUCUGCUAAAGGAACUCUCAGACUUGGUGACUUUGUGCGAGUCGAUCCACUUCGUCGACUUCCCAACCGCAACCAAGAUCCAAAAACCGUGGCAAUUGUGCUCUUUUCACGAGAGCCACGCCGGGCAUCUCGCUGGUAAGAGCCCGGGGGAAUUUGUCAACCAUAACAAACACUUCCUGUCACGUGUUUACCCGAGUCCCAAGCGCAUUGAUUCCAGCAACAUGAACCCUCAGGACCUUUGGAAAUGUGGUUGCCAGAUUGUGUCUAUGAACUUCCAGACAGCUGGGCUGAUGAUGGACCUAAACGCGGCCUGGUUUCGACAGAACGGUAACUGUGGUUAUGUUCUGCGGCCUGCGAUCAUGCGCCAGGAGGUGUCUUAUUUUAGUGCAGACACCAAAGAGACUGUCCCUGGGGUGUCGCCUCAACUGCUCCACGUAAAGGUAAUCAGCGGACAGAAUCUCCCCAAGCCCAAGGGUUCCGUGGCUAAAGGGGACGUGGUGGACCCUUAUGUGUACGUUGAGAUCCACGGCAUCCCGGCCGACUGCACAGAACGCCGCACUAGGACCGUCUCGCACCACUGCAACAACCCGGUCUUCGAUGAGAGCUUCGACUUCCAGAUCAAUUUGCCAGAGCUUGCCAUGGUUCGCUUUAUGGUGCUGGAUGAUGACUUCAUAGGAGAUGAGUUCAUAGGUCAGUACACCAUCCCUUUUGAGUGUCUCCAACCGGGCUACCGCCACGUCCCGCUUCAGUCCCUGACCGGGGAAGAGCUUCCACACUCCAGACUCUUCGUUCAUGUGGCCAUCACCAACCGUAGAGGAGGAGGCAAGCCUCACAAAAGAGGCCUGUCUGUGCGCAAAGCCCGGAGGAGUCGGGACUACACGGCUCUUCGGGACUUGGAAAUCCGUUCUGUCGAUGAGGUUUUCAAAACUGCAUCACCUUUAUUGAGAGAGGCCACUGACUUGAGGGAAAACAUGCAGAAUUCCGUAGCUAUGUUCAGGGAGCUCUGCGGGGUACCGGCUGUGUCCAACCUCAUGCAGUGCAUUCUCGCACUUGGCUCCAGAGUGAGAGGACCUGACGGGAUGCCUUUACUACUGUUUGACCUCCAGAAGCACUUCCCCACCCUGGAGCCUCAGGGACCCCUGCCUGAUGUCCUUCGCCGCGUCGUGUCCACAUACGACAUGAUGGUCCAGGCUAGCAAAGCAGUGCUUGAGCUUUCUGAUGGAAUUCAUGAGAAGAUUCUGAAUAUUCAGACGACAGCCAUGAAGUUCCACGAACAUCUCCAAAUUCUGGCCGCAAAAGAGGGCUUAAGAGGCCGAAAGGUGAGCCGCGCCGUGGAGAGCUUCACCUGGAACAUCACCAUCCUUAAGGGUCAAGCCGAUCUGAUCACGCACGCCAAGUCUGAAGUUCAGGAAAACAUGAAGCAGGUGCAUGAUGCCGCUCUAACCGGCAACCUCGCCCAGGGAGGAGCCUCCAGAACGCGCCCGAAGUCACGAAAAAGCCACGAUAAGACUCACACGCUCCCCGCCAACUGAUUUUAUAGUUCGUCUGUCUAAUACACUACAGUACAAAAAAAAAAAAUCACCAUCUAAGGCCAAGGAUGAGCGGUUUGAUGUUUGAUAUUGUGCAACAUUCAAAAAGUCUGUACUUCAUGUCUGUAAAAAUUACCAAAAUGGCUUUUAACAUUGUCGUGCAAUACUUAGUAUUGUUUUUGCAGCACUUUAUCUGCUUUUACUCUGUUGCGUUAUCAAAAAGUAUUGAUGAGUUAAAGGUGGUUAAACGGUGAUAGACAUCCAAUCCAUUUACCUAUCAUCGUUAGUGUUGGAAUUAGUUAAAUAUUGAAGUAGUAAAUAUUGAAUUUAAAUGUACAAAUACUGUAUACAGUAGUGCCUUAGGAUAUAAAUUUAAUCCCACCGUGCUUGUAUCACAAUUCCUCAUAUAAUUUUUUUUUUUUUCCAAAAAAAAAAAAAAAAAAAAAAAUCUAAUGUACUGCAAAAGUUGUAAAAAAUUAACUUGUAUCUUAAGGUACCACUGAGUAUAUUGUACAUUCACCAUAUAUUAAAAUUAUCGUAAUUUUCAGAGUAUAAACCACUACCUUUUUACAGGCUAAUAAGCGAUGUCUUUUGGUAUAAAUAUCCCAGUGGAUACCUGCGGUUUAUGGCCGAGUGCUGUUAAGUAAGAACAAAUAGUUUCCAUGUAAACUUUUGACUGCUUAUAUUCCAAAAAUGUACAGUAUUUAAAUUAGAUGAUCAAAUCAAAAAAUAUUUUUCUGACUUCAAAGUUCAAUGUUUGCUUUAUUGUCAAUUCUACCACAUGUGCAAGGACAGAGUAUUGAAAUUGCGUGACUCUCUAACCUCAGUGGCAGUAAAAAUGAAAUAAAAGAAAUAAAUAUAUAUAAAAAUAGACAACUGUACAAUCUGACAAUAUGAAACAACACACAAAAUAAAAACAGGUGAAUGGAAAAGUAGCGGACUGCAAUGGGGACGGUAGGGACAUAACACAUCCAACUUUUCAGGUGCUCACAUUGUCCCCACCCACUUUUAAGCAACUAUUUUUUGCAUUACAUCAUGAGUUCAGUUAUACAGGUAAUUUAGAUUGUCUUCCCUUAUGUCCGUUUGUUGUCAGGAUAGAAUAGACCCUAUCAUUUUCUAAGUGAAUUACUUUAAGACUCUUUUCACUUGCUGAAUGUGCUGGUCCAUUUUCCCCCCCGCAAACGCACGUUUUAUUGGCCCUAACACGUUUAUGUUGACAACAUGUCGCCUUCUCCGCCCCCUUCAAAGAGGAAAGAUAUUAGGGUUUUUUUCCGGCCAGCAGCAGCCACUGUAAUUAAUGUAAAAAGACGUUAAUAUUUCGGAUGUGCGGGAAACACCACUAAUUUUGCCACUGAAAGUCCGCCCUGCAUCAGAGUUAGCACAACAUUAAACUGUGUGAACUUGCUAUCCUGCGAAAUUACUGCAGUCAGGCCAGCCUCCACAAGAAAUGAAGUCAAGCUAGCCACCCCUCAAUUGGAUUGUUGUUUGCAUUAUAUGCAUUACAGUAAUGCAACAAAGUGUCAGAGUGCAAGUCCCUUUAUUAACAAAAAAUAAAAUAAAAUAAAAAUAAAACGGGGAGCGCUCCAAGAAUGGGUCCACGUCAGGGGGAAACUGACAUGAAUAUGGACUGACAUCAGAAUUUCAUGAGAGUACUUUGGUACAAGUAUUGGUGUAGUCUAGUAUGCCUCAGUUGUCGAUUGGUCCUUGGAUAUCAUUUUUUUCCCAAAACACUUUUAUACAAUGUAUCACAAGUGAGUACACCCCUCGCAUUUCUGCAGAUAUUGAAGUAUAUCUUUUCAUGGGACAACACUGACAAAAUGACACUUUGACACAAUGAAAAGUAGUCUGUGUGCAGCUUAUAUAAUACCGUAUUUUUCGGACUACAAGUCGCACCUGAGUAGAAGUCGCACCAGCCAUAAAAUGCUAAACGAAGAGGAAAAAAAAACAAGUCGCAUCGGAAUGUAAGUCACAUUUUUGGGGGAAAUUUACUUGAUAAAAUCCAACACAUAGAACAGAUAUGUCAUCUUGAAAGGCAAUUUAAUAUAAAAAAUACAAUAGAGAACAACAUGCUGAAUAAAGUACAGCGUACAGUGCAUGAACGACAAAAUGCGAAUAUACUGUCCUCACCAGGACGCUACGGCUCGGUCCUGGCUAUACAGCGAACUCCCAAAUGACGAUGCUGGACGUCCGUAUAAUUUGCUGAUUCAAUUUAGUCCUCGAAACCAUGCAGGUUCGCAUCAACGUAAAUAAAUGAUAAUUAGGUGCUAUGACUGCAAUGACAUAAACGAUUAACAUGCGUUCGCUAGGAUUAGCACAUUGUUCAAACAACCACACAACUGGCUCUAAGUGACCGAUCGUGGGUGGAAAACGCACAACAACAACAGAAAAGAUGAUACACACAGGCGUUACCUCUGUAGAGAUAUUUUAAAAGCAUCAACAAUGAACGUAGGUUCGCAGCAGUGUUUCUCUCUCGCUAACUUGUCCACUCAGAGCUACGUAGCUGUCCGUCUUCUGGCGUGUGAGCGCUCUUCUUCGCGUAAACAAGUGCGAAAGCGCCCCCACGUGGGUGUGAAAGCGCCACAAACUAUAAGCAUGCAAUUCAAUAUAAAAAAAGUAAAUAAUACAAUUGAACACACAUUGCCAAAGGCAGAACGCGAAUGUGGCCAUAGCUAUUAAGAGUUAUUCAGAUAACUAUAGCAUAAAGAACAUGCUAACAAGUUUACCAAACAAUCAGUGUCACUCCAAAAAAACAAAAUAACAUGUGAAAUGAUAUAAUGUGUUAAUAAUUUCACACAUAAGUCGCACCCCCAGCCAAACUAUGAAAAAAACAGCGACUUAUAGUCCGAAAAAUACGGUAUGUUUUAAGUAAAACAAAAAAUAUAAAAAGGGAGUAUUAUUUUUUCUUUUUUAAUUACAUAGAAAAAAAAAAUAAAAAAAAAACACUGGAAAAUUGUGAUAGUUACAUACAUCAGGCAUGAAAAUGGGUAAGGGGUUAAAAAGGUGGUGGAGGAAAUAUGUUCCGGUACACUGUACAACUAGGGCUGUACCAAACGACAAAUUUUCUCCCGAUUAGUCAGCAGACUAUUUUUACAAUAAGUCGACUAAUAAUUUUUUCUCUCCUUUUUUUUU